Messenger RNA from Protomyces lactucae-debilis, 411 nucleotides. RefSeq lists its product as uncharacterized. Gene Ontology annotation, molecular function: proton transmembrane transporter activity. The transcript is spliced from 2 exons. The record is from RefSeq and is a predicted model, not a curated record. Bases 1 to 411 code for a protein of 136 amino acids. Gene Ontology annotation, biological process: proton motive force-driven ATP synthesis. Lineage: Eukaryota; Fungi; Ascomycota; Taphrinomycetes; Taphrinales; Protomycetaceae.
AUGGCAUCCUCAACCACCAACCAAGCUUGGUCCUGGUCUGCUGCUCUCGACGUUUGGCUGAGCGAGUCUCGGGCAUUCUCGUCCGAUGUGCUUGGACCCGCUGCCAGGCCCUGUCUUACUGGCAAUACCGAGGCUAACACACAUAUCCAACAGGUACUGAGGUACGUGGCACUAGGCUCAGGUCUCCUCUACGGCUACUUCCACAACGCAACCCUGCACAAAGCCGCAGAGGGUAAACGGGCAGAAGCUGCCUAUGCGACAAAAGAGCAACUCAUCAAGAAGGCAAAAGCAGCUUAUGCGCAGUCGAAGCUUCCUGCAUCGCAAAAGACUGGCGAUGGCAAGAUUGUCCCGGAUUGGGAGAAUGGCUCCAACUUGGACGACUACUUUAAGCAGCUCGACGCAGAGGCAUAG